UCCAUAAAACCAGCAAGCGUGAUCAGUUUUUAAUGAAGUUAAGGGGGGAGUUUGAAACAAUCAGGUCUAACCUGAUGAAUAGACAGUUAGUUCCUUCAAUGAAUAUUUGUGUAGGAGAGCUUCUCAGGGAAGAACAACGGCUCACUACACUGGCUGUCUUGGAGCAGAAAGCUCAAAAUUCUGCUCCAAUUCCUGUUGCCUACGCUGCCCAAAGGAGAUCUAACGGAGGCAGAGAUAUGACUAAUGUCCAGUGUUAUAGUUGCAAGAAUUUUGGUCACUUUGCCAAUAAUUGUACUAAAAAAUUCUGCAAUUAUUGUAAGAAAGCAGGGCAUAUCAUCAAAGAGUGUUCCAUUCGGCCUCCGAAGAAACAUGAAACUGCCUACAAUGUCUCGGUUGGUCCCUCUAGUGUCUCCAAUGCUGGUCAGUCUACGAUUACCCCUGAAAUGGUCCAACAAAUGAUAGUUUCUGCCCUAUCAGCCUUUGGUUUUUCAGGAUCAAGUGUCCGGGAAAAUGAUCGCGAAGGGGCCUAAAGUGGGACGUCUUUUUCCCUUGUUUUUGUCUCCUCCUCCAGUGUCAAAUUAUGUUGCUUGUAAUGCUGUCCAAAGUAAUAAUCAGGUGUGGCAUAGACGUUUAGGACAUCCUAAUUCUCAUGUACUUCGAAUCUUGCUUAAAUCUGGUUUACUUGGGAAUAAAAAUUUUUCUUCUAAUAAUGAUGUUGUUGAUUGUGCAUCCUGUAAACUUGGCAAAAGCAAAACUCUUCCUUUUCCAUUGCAUCAAACCCAUACCACCAAACCUUUUGAACUCGUGCAUACUGAUGUAUGGGGUAUUGCACCUGUAAUCUCUCAUGAACAUUACAAAUACUUUGUUACAUUUAUUGAUGAUUUCACUCGUUUUACUUGGGUAUAUUUUCUUAGGACUAAGAGUGAGGUUUUCUCUGUGUUCAAGGUCUUUCUUGCUUUAAUUGAAACACAG
Ipomoea triloba (trilobed morning glory) is the source of this 972-nucleotide messenger RNA. RefSeq lists its product as uncharacterized. Gene Ontology annotation, molecular function: nucleic acid binding; zinc ion binding. Bases 33 to 530 code for a protein of 165 amino acids. The record is from RefSeq and is a predicted model, not a curated record. The transcript has 2 exons. NCBI's taxonomy places the organism in Eukaryota, Viridiplantae, Streptophyta, Magnoliopsida, Solanales, Convolvulaceae.